ACCGCAUGUAUGGAGUCUUAGCUUUAGCUUAAACCAUUGACUGAUUCGAUGAAUUCGAUUGUAGCGGAAGAUAAGUUGCUAAUUUCAUAUUAUUUUAGUAAUAAAUUUAAAAAGUCUUAAGUAUUCAAAAUAUUGAUAGAAGAAAUAAAGAUUAUUUGUGCUAUGGAUAAAAGAAAAUUUACUUUCAAAAGUUUACAUAACUUGCAAGAAAAGAAAGUAGAGAAACAAACGGAAAAUAUUGAUUCUAAUAUUAAUAAACAAAUAGAUCUUCAUGUAAAUAACAUUACAACACAAGAUGGUACUAAUAUUUUCAAUGAUGGGCAAUUGUCAAAUACUGAAUCAGUAUUGAAAACAUUAAGCAACCAAUCCCUAGUAAGAUGUAAUUCUUCCAUUGUAAAUAAAAAAAUAGAUUCUUAUAAAGAUGAAAAAAAUUUAUUGGGAAAAGAUAGUUUGAUUAUUAAAGAUAGAUUGUCAAAAGAAACAUCUUCAUUAAGAAAUAGUCAAAUGUUAGCAAAAGAUAUACCUUCUGUAACAAGUCAACAAAACAGUGAUUAUUUAUCAAGGAAUAUGUCAAUAGUAAACAAAUCCUUAACAGAUACUGAUCUUUCUGUGAAAAAAACAGUAAUAUAUAAACGUAAAAUAGAUUCUAGUUCUACAGAUUCAGAGAAUGAUUUUGACUUUUCACCUAAAAAAUAUAUAAAGAAAAAAAAAAAGCUUGAUGAAAUUACUGUAGAUACAAAAAUACAAUGUACUGGCCAAAACAAUAUCAAUAAUUCUGAUAGGAAAUUACUUUCUUUGAGUGUAUCACCUAUUAAACAAAUGGACUAUAUUUCUCAGAAAGAGUUACAAGAUAAAUUCAACAAAUUUUAUUCUGAUACGAAAUUUAAACGUAAUGUCAGUAACAAGGAAAGUCUUUCAAAAAAGUCAAAUUUUUACAUGUCAUCUGUUUUUGUAAACUUCCUACGGAAAUCUGGAAUUAUAUUGUCAACUGAUAGUGUAUGCACUAAUGUUCCUCCAUCUAUUAUUAAGCAGAGGUUAAAGUCAAUAUUAAAACAGUAUUCAAAAAGAGAUAUAAUUGAUUCCAUAGAAGAAUAUAUUGGAGAUAAAGGUUUUCUAAAUAUAUUAAGUAAUAUUGAAAUAUCUAUUGAUGAUAGAGAUUUCACUAUUGUAAAUAGUAUAUCUGUUGCGAGAAUAUUAUUGGAAAUUACAGAAAUUCAAACAGAUGUAUUCAACAUCUUUAUAUCUAAACUUAAUGAAUUUAUUCUAUUAGCAGAUAUACCUGAGAAAAUACCUUGGGCUGUACCAAUGUUACAUCAAUUCCGUUUUUUGGAUACCAUAGCCAGUGUUGAUACAUUAACUGCAAAUAUGGAACAGCUAUUAGAAACUUGUCCAAUGUGGUUUCAACAAGAACUUAUCUUAUUUUUACCUGAUAUUUUAUUAGAUAUUCAACAUCAAAGUAUAGCUAAAAUUCUGACAAAAAUAAUGGAGGAAAAUUAUGAAUUAACAAAUAUAAUUUUAAAUUGCAUCACUAGUUUUAAUCUUAGUAAAGAAUAUUUGAUGGAAUAUAAGGUUAAAGUAUUAAAUUUGUUAAAAACGAAUAUAAAAUUAGAACUUAUACCAAUUAUUAUCAGAUUUCUUCUUAAUGACUAUGUAUCUUCCGAUAUUAUUAAACAAAUGUUACUCAUAUUACGUGACAUAGAAAUGCAGCCUCUUGCUGGUAAUGAAAUUCAUGAUUGUUACAAAAAUCAAGUACAGAUAGUUAAAACAUUGAAUAUGUGUAUGUUAUUAAAUAAAGAUGUGACGCAUAUUGCGAUAAUGGUUAUAAAGGACAUCAAUAAAGAUCCAAAACCAUUAGAUUUAAUCAUAUUGCUCUUAAUAUUUGCUGGAACAGUAAAACAGAAAAAUGCAGAAUCUUUAUGGAAACAAAAUAUAAGAUGUGGUUUUUAUAGAAAAAGUCUCCUUCAAAUGCUUUAUAGUAGCUAUAAAGAGGUUGUUCAAGAACUACAGUUAUCAGCAUUACAAUUAGCUGGUAAAUUAUUGAAAUCUGAUGAACAUGUAUUCGUUAACUUUGCGAUAGAAUGGUUCCGAUUACAAUUUCUUAACCAGAAAGAAAUAUUUAAACAGCGUGAAAUUAUAGAAAAGAUUAUACUUUUUAUGGGUAAUAAUGAUCAAACUGUACAACACGCACUAAUUAUACUUUGUAAAAUGGCAGAAAAUACUGCUGAGAGAAAUUGUUUAAUAUUACAAUGCAAUCAUUUAAGAAUUUUAUUAGAAAAAAUAGAUUGCUUCGGGCUUCAAGAAGUUGGCACCUUAAGUGAUUUAUUACAUAGUUUAUGUCUAAUUGAUGAUUCCACUUCAGAAUCAUUACAGGAUGAUUUAUGUAUACUAUUGCAAAAACAACUAUCCGCUGCUAAACCUCUCACAAAAUGUAAAGGUGUUAUGGGAGCAGUAAUGGCAAUAAAACAUCUGGCAAGGAAAGUUGAAACUUGUGAUCAGGCCAUGAAACUAUUUAAUAAAGUAAUGAAGUGCGUAAGAAAUUGUUCUAAAUCGCAACCUUUGUUUUAUGACCAACUAGCGCAAGUAAUUGCACAAACUGAAUUUAUUAAUACAGAAUUUCUUCAGAAAGUUAGCAACUGUAUUGAAGAUGAGUUUGUUAAUACUUAUAUGAUAGACAAGCCGCAAUGCAGUGAGCAUUUAGUUCCGAAAUUUGGACUGAAUAAUGCAGAAGAAGAACCACAAAACUGUAUGUUACAUCUUGGAAAUAAAAGAACUGGUCCAAUUGCACCAAUAUUGUUUCGACUUCUCAAAACAUGUUGCAUGAAGCUUAACGUACAUGGAGAACUGGAAGCUAUAGAUGCCCUUCUAGGAUGUGGAAUUUUUAUGCCAGAAAACAUUGAUAUACCGGAACCUUUAGUAUUAGAUCUUCUUAUAUGUUGUAUCAAUUGGUUUAGAGAGAUAAUUACUGGCUUUGUCACGCAAAAAGAUCCUUUAUUACAAAAACAAGUAUUAGAACGUUUAGACACUUUGAUAUAUUUGCAAGGUGAACUGGAUACAUUGUUAACAUUAUGUGACACUAAAUAUCAACCACCUCCAUGUUACUUUCAUUAUUUUCCAUUACCACUAUUUGUAAAAAUUGAAAGAAAAUGUAGUAAAAAGGAGAAGAAAUCUAAAAAGAAAACUAAUUCCAACACUUCCACAACUGUAGAAAAUGAACUCUGGAAAACAGGUUCUACAUUAUGUAUAAAAAAUCCAGCGUAUUUUAGAAAAUUUGAUGCUAAGAUAGCCAAUCUUUUAGAUAUUAAAAUGGAUGGCGGGGCAUCAUCACAACACACAAUACAAACUAUAUCAAUAAAGCAAGUGUGUUUUGUUGUAAGAGAACUUUUGGCCAUCUUCGAGAAUGGACCUUCUGAGCUUUUUAUGAAAGAGUUAAUACAUUUGUUACCAAAAGUUUGCUCAAAAUUGGAUGAUAUUGUUGUCAGAUUAAGAGAAGAUAACGAUCAUAAUUUUAGAGAAGGAGCAAGAUUAUUAUUAUGUCUUCUGACUACAAUUUUUAAUUGGAAAGGAUUUGUUAGUGUAACAUAUAAUACAUUGCUGCGCGAAGGAUUACGAACUUUAGCUGGACAAAUUAAUAAAGAAAAUACGCACUUACGAUCUUGUAAAGAACUUGUUGCAGAAUCAUAUAAAUAUUUUGAAUCGUUAUCAGAUAUUGCUGUAGAAAUAUCACUAGCUGCUGCUCUUGUUAAUAUGUGUCAGUCAUUAAUGAAACAUUCUGAAACUUAUGUUCAACAAUAUAAAGACAAGCAUGCAAAAUUAGCAUAUGGAUUUCUUUGUCUGGAAUGGGCAGGAAGUAGACAUAUUACUUCUCAAUACAAAUUAUGUAUUAUUCAAUUAUUGGAUAAUUGGAUGAAUAAUGAACCAUCACCUUUUCAUGCAGUAACAUUAAUUAUGGAAUGGUUACCAGAGGAAGUUUCCAAUCUGGAAAAUAUUCAGAAUACUUUAACAACGAUGCCUUCUAUAAAUAAGAAUAGCUUCCAUCUAUUAUAUAAGAGGUUAUUUGAUAGUUUAAUUAAAGGUAUCAAUAUAUCAUUGUUGACAGCUAAUUCAGAUCCAAAGAAGAUAAAGAUAUGGUACAUUGUUGCUUCAAAUGUCCAAAAACUUGUGCAGAUUUGCAAGACAUUGAAAACAAAAGCUAACAUACAAUUGUUUCUCCGAUAUAUGCCUCAGUUAAUAAAACAAUUUUUAAAUCUUGGUAUGCCGAUACUCGAACAUAAUUUGAAAUAUCAAACAGAUGAUAUAACUAGUAUUCUAAAAAUGAUGCAAGGUGGUACGCGUUACUUACAUGCUAUAUGUUGUGAUAGCACAGAAAAGAAAGAUUUAAUACUAACCAAGUAUGUUCCUGCGGCGAAAUCUAUGUUAGAGAAAUUAAUAUAUAGUGUUAAAGGAAUGUUAGUACUCAAUGACAGCGCAGCAGCAUUUUGGAUGGGCAACCUUGUUAACAAGAAUUUAGAUGGACAUGAAAUUCUGUCGCAAACAUCAACGGAAGAAACUACUAUACCAGAUGAAAGUGUAAUUUCGGGAGAAUUAGCAAAUGGAUCAUCUGAAAUUAUAGAUUCUGAUUUAGGAGAAGAUCCAACUGAAAAUGUUGAAAGUGAAAACACAGAUAUUGAUGUCGCGUAGUUAUAUAAAAGAAAAAUCGGAACAAAAUAAACAAUUUAAUAUAAGAUACAUUUUUUAUUAUAUUGGGUGCGAGCUAUUGUUUUUUUUUGUAUAUCUGUAACAUCUAUUUAACAAUAUUCAUUUACAACACAUCUUCGCAUCCUACAAUAAGUUCUAUAAUCACAAAAAUACAAUUUAAGAACAUAGUUUAACACUAUAUAGAGUUAGAUGCGUUUUCUUAUAUCAGCAUUGAUGAAUCCUUAUGUAAUAUAUAUUUUUUAAUGUAAUAGAAUAGAAUUUGUAAAAACCCAAA
Molecule: messenger RNA, 4969 nt
Organism: Harpegnathos saltator (Jerdon's jumping ant)
Lineage: Eukaryota; Metazoa; Arthropoda; Insecta; Hymenoptera; Formicidae
Gene: Fancd2
Product: Fanconi anemia complementation group D2
Exons: 16
Coding region: 163-4677 (1504 amino acids)
Biological process (GO): homologous chromosome pairing at meiosis; double-strand break repair involved in meiotic recombination; interstrand cross-link repair
Cellular component (GO): nucleus; condensed chromosome
Molecular function (GO): DNA polymerase binding
Source: RefSeq, a predicted model, not a curated record